AAGAUCUUCCAUGCUCUCUUCCUCUAUUCGAUGGGUGGCAUAGGAUAGGAGUAAGAGAGAAUCCCUAAACUCUCUUUUCCAUCUUUUGGUAAGAAUUAUAGAGAAACGGAUAGAAGAAGACAUUCCAAGGACCACUGUCUGGCUCAUUUAAAGGGGAGGGGAAAUGGUAAAAAAUCACAUGCAACGCCAGUUUGACAUGAAGAGGUCCCUCCUUGAUCAGGGGUACCUUGAUGAGCAAUUUAUACAGCUUGAGGAGUUAGAAGAUGAUGACAACCCUAAUUUCGUAGAGGAGAUGGUGACAACAUUCUAUAAUAAUUCUGCUAGACUGCUACAAAACAUUGAACAGGCACUGGUUAGUCGGCCUAUUGAUUUCACCAAGCUGGACAAUUAUAUGCACAGAUUCAAGGGUAGUAGCUCAAGCAUAGGAGCUACAAGAGUGAAGAAAGAAUGCACAAUAUUCACGGAAUACUGCAAAAAAGCCAAUGCAGAAGGAUGCAUUAGGACAUUCCUACAAGUCAAACAAGAACAUGCAUGUUUGAGAAGGAAGCUGGAAACUUACUUUCAGUUGGGAAGACAAGCUGCUGGACCAUCUGCAAAUGCAGGAGGUCAAGUCGGAUGAUGAUUAUAUGGACACACAUUAACGAUCCCUCAUUUCCGGAGUCAUAUAUACUUCAUAUAUAUAUAUAUAUAUAUAUGAACAGAAGUCCGUGUUACUGAGUAAAACAAAAGAAUUUUGCAGUGUUUGGAUGUCGUAGAGGCAGUAUUAUUAAUAAUGUCUUGAA
This is a messenger RNA of Juglans regia (Persian walnut), 782 nucleotides long. Its product is annotated as histidine-containing phosphotransfer protein 4-like. Gene Ontology annotation, molecular function: protein histidine kinase binding; histidine phosphotransfer kinase activity. The record is from RefSeq and is a predicted model, not a curated record. NCBI's taxonomy places the organism in Eukaryota, Viridiplantae, Streptophyta, Magnoliopsida, Fagales, Juglandaceae. The coding region runs from base 164 to 619 and encodes 151 amino acids. The transcript is spliced from 7 exons. Gene Ontology annotation, cellular component: nucleus; cytoplasm. Gene Ontology annotation, biological process: phosphorelay signal transduction system; cytokinin-activated signaling pathway; phosphorylation.